CGAGGUUAUUCAAAACCAUUGGUUCCUCCUUUCGGUUUUGAUGCGUAAUUGGGUUUUUGAAAAACACGUCGCUGGUUUAUAAAUUGAAGCAGUCCUGAGUCGGCGGAAGCAGUACGAGACCAGGACUCACUAUGGGCCAUGAAGGUCCAGACUCCAAGGGGUUCGUCUACUUUUUAAUAAAGGAUUAUUUAACGUUUGCGCUGGAAGGAUCCCAGUCGGCUCCUGCAACGAACAGCGUGGCGAAAACUCUGCGCAAGGCUGCCACCUUCUUACAGGGAAUUAAGAAGCAGGAAUUCGAACUCUGCAUCAACAAACUCAACGUCGGCUCAAUAGAGGCGGCGAAGCGAGCGCUCCCCGUUCUGCUGAGGGAGGUUUACUCAGAUGGGACUGAUAACUGGGGCAGGCUUGUGGCUUUGUACGUUUUUUGUGGAGUGUUAGUCAGGCACUUGAGAAGGAACGACAUUCCAGAGGAAGAACUGGUUGAGGAAAUAGCUGAGUGCGUGGCCCAAUACACCUGGACUCACAAAGCUGCCUGGAUCAAGGAGAACGGUGGCUGGGAGAAAGGGUUUGUGGAAUACUUCCAGCACGACAACCCCGGGUUUGUGAAAUACUUCCAGCAAAAAAGCCCCCUAUUGUCUUAUGCAAAGCUAGCUGCUAUCACAGGGAUCGUUGCUGCAUUUUCCUUUGUGAUCUACCAGCACUGAAAACAGUGAGAAACACCAAAAACUCUACAUGUGGGAAGCCAGAACAGCACACGAACAUUGAGCCUUGAAGUGAGAACCUUGUACUGGACUUGGUCUAAUUGAUCUUUUGUUGAGCUUUUUGAAUCAAAGCAAAUACAAAAAGUUGAGAUAUAGAAAACCCUGAAUUAUAUUAUAAUAAAUAGAAUGCACAUUAUUAAUUUAAA
This is a messenger RNA of Carcharodon carcharias (great white shark), 907 nucleotides long. RefSeq names its product bcl-2-related protein A1-like. The transcript is spliced from 2 exons. The coding region runs from base 132 to 704 and encodes 190 amino acids. Gene Ontology annotation, molecular function: protein homodimerization activity; protein heterodimerization activity; channel activity. Gene Ontology annotation, cellular component: mitochondrial outer membrane. The record is from RefSeq and is a predicted model, not a curated record. Gene Ontology annotation, biological process: release of cytochrome c from mitochondria; mitochondrial fusion; positive regulation of apoptotic process. NCBI's taxonomy places the organism in Eukaryota, Metazoa, Chordata, Chondrichthyes, Lamniformes, Lamnidae.